Molecule: messenger RNA, 627 nt
Organism: Pelecanus crispus (Dalmatian pelican)
Lineage: Eukaryota; Metazoa; Chordata; Aves; Pelecaniformes; Pelecanidae
Source: RefSeq, a predicted model, not a curated record
AUGGUGCCCACCACCUCGCUCAGCAGCACGCUGCCCGUGGCGCUCACCUGCGGGCACCGGCACCCCCCUCCAAUGUCACCAUGCUCACCACCAGCCCCAUCACCAUCACAGGUCCUAUCACAAACCCCAUCACCACCAGCCCCGUCACCAUCCUCAUCACCAUCACUGUCCCCAUCACCAUCACCAUCCUCAUCCUCGUCACCAUCACCAGCCCCUCCAAUGUCACCGUGCUCACCACCAGCCCCAUCACCAUCACAGGUCCUAUCACAAACCCCAUCACCACCACCAGCCCCGUCACCAUCACUGGCCCCAUCACCAUCCUCAUCCUCAUCACCAUCACCAGCCCCAUCACCAUCACCGGCCCCGUCACCAUCCUCAUCCUCAUCACCAUCACCAUCUCCAUCACCAUCACUGUCCCCAUCACCAUCACCAUUCUCAUCCUUGUCACCAUCACCAGCCCCUCCAAUGUCACCAUGCUCAUCACUAGCCCCAUCACCAUCACAGGUCCUGUCACAAACCCCAUCACCAUCACUGUCCCUGUCACCAUCACCAGCCCCAUCACCAUCCUCAUCCUCAUCCUCAUCACCAGCACCAGCACCAUCAUCGUCCCCAUCACCAUCACCAUUC